AUGUCGGUCCUCCUUCGCCACUAGUCUGAAAAUGGCCGCCACCAGGUACCGUCGCUUUCUCAAGCUGUGUGAAGAAUGGCCGAGAGACGAAUCGAAAAAAGGUCGAGAUUUAGGGACUUUUUUGCGGCAAAAGGUAGCCAGUGCGUUUAGAGAGGGCGAGAACACACAGAUCUCUGACCCAGAAAAAUGUGAUCAAAUGUACGAGAGCCUGGUGCACAUCAACAGCAAUGUUUACAAAGAAAAGUUUCCACGAGCAAAAGACACAAGUUUUACCGGCGUGACGGUGGAAGAGUGUCGGAUGUUAUUAGGAACAGGAAAUAUGCAACAGAUGGAUGAAGAAAAGAAAGGAUUGUGGCAAACACUAAUGCAGAGAUUCUCCUCUAAGCCAGAAGAUGCAUCUGUGGAAAAGCCGGAAAAGUAGACAUUUUGCACUAUAAGCUCCACCCUAGCAUAAUUUCUCUUUCUGUUAUAAAACGUAUUCAGUUUUAUUAAUAUAUUUGUAUUUUGCAUUUUCAUUGUUAUCUGCUGUACAUUUUACAUGAAUAACAAUUAUUACAUUAUUAUUAUUAUUAUUAUUGACAUUACCUUAUGUCCAUAACUUGUGAACAAUAAAAGAUGCAGUGUAUUCAGUA
Molecule: messenger RNA, 632 nt
Organism: Hemibagrus wyckioides
Lineage: Eukaryota; Metazoa; Chordata; Actinopteri; Siluriformes; Bagridae
Product: ubiquinol-cytochrome-c reductase complex assembly factor 2
Exons: 4
Coding region: 32-421 (129 amino acids)
Biological process (GO): mitochondrial respiratory chain complex III assembly
Cellular component (GO): mitochondrial matrix
Source: RefSeq, a predicted model, not a curated record